AGGGUUUGAGGAGCAUAACUUUUAAAAUCACUUUGGUCCAAGUCCGAAGAAAUUUGAGGAAUUUGGAAAAACUCAACAGUCUUGUCGACAAAACUAGAGUCUGAAAAGGCAAAUGUUUCAUGACUCAAAGUGAAGUGAGGUAGAAGGGUAAUUUGUGAAGGAGGGCUUUAUAAAUAAACACACAAAUAGUGAUCUCUUGUUACAGAGAAAAAGGGCCACCCACAUUUUUUAUACCGGACACAGUGAUGAGUACUGCAACUGUUCCCACUAAUACAUCUAAGCACAGAAUUAUAAACGGCAUCUAGGGGUCGCAGAGUGAUACAAGCAAAUGGUCAAUAAAUUACAUCCCCAUAAUUACGCACAAAAAGAAAAGCAGAUUCACAGUAUUUUAACUCCCAUUACAAUUAUUCUCUCAUAUAGGGAUUACCAUUAGGGGUACAAAUUCUUCUUUUCCGUUUUUAAGUACUACGCCGCUAAGACUGAUUCAAUUCAGUUGUCCUCCUUUCUGAUUGGACAAUAUUCCGUCAAUGCUUCAGCCAAUGGGUGAAUAGAUUAUUGUUAUAAGAACGACCCCCAUCCACAAUUCAAGUUAUUCUUUAAUUUUUUUCAAGAUUGGCAGAAUGAGUGGCCGAGGAAAAACUGGGGGUAAAACCAGAGCGAAAGCUAAGACCCGCUCUUCCAGAGCCGGUCUCCAGUUUCCGGUAGGUCGCGUUCACCGAUUGCUUCGUAAAGGAAACUAUGCUGAGCGUGUUGGUGCCGGUGCUCCAGUUUAUCUGGCCGCCGUGCUCGAAUACCUCACUGCUGAGAUCCUGGAGUUGGCUGGUAACGCUGCCCGAGACAACAAGAAAACCCGCAUCAUUCCCAGACAUCUGCAGCUGGCAGUGCGUAACGACGAAGAAUUGAACAAACUUCUGGGAGGCGUCACUAUCGCUCAGGGCGGAGUACUGCCGAACAUCCAAGCUGUGCUGCUCCCCAAGAAAACCGAAAAGGCUGUGAAGGCAAAGUAAUUUGCUUAGCUCCCACUAACCAUUC
Messenger RNA from Anguilla anguilla (European eel), 1032 nucleotides. RefSeq names its product histone H2A-like. The record is from RefSeq and is a predicted model, not a curated record. Lineage: Eukaryota; Metazoa; Chordata; Actinopteri; Anguilliformes; Anguillidae. The coding region runs from base 621 to 1007 and encodes 128 amino acids. The transcript has a single exon. Gene Ontology annotation, cellular component: nucleosome. Gene Ontology annotation, molecular function: protein heterodimerization activity; DNA binding; structural constituent of chromatin.